This is a messenger RNA of Rhinichthys klamathensis goyatoka, 661 nucleotides long. It is a transcript of the gene plex9.1, whose product is annotated as PML-like exon 9.1. Gene Ontology annotation, molecular function: 3'-5'-DNA exonuclease activity; nucleic acid binding. NCBI's taxonomy places the organism in Eukaryota, Metazoa, Chordata, Actinopteri, Cypriniformes, Leuciscidae. Gene Ontology annotation, cellular component: cytoplasm. Gene Ontology annotation, biological process: DNA catabolic process. The transcript is spliced from 2 exons. The record is from RefSeq and is a predicted model, not a curated record. Bases 61 to 639 code for a protein of 192 amino acids.
ACUUUAGCAACAACACUAAUAAAGCGUAAUGAACUGUAAUGGUUUUCGACAGAUAAAGCCAUGAGAGUCGACGAAGCGACGCCGGUGUUUUUUGACCUGGAAACCACUGGACUGGACACGUCUGCGUGUGACAUCGUGCAGCUGUCGGCCCUCAGCGGGACCCAGACGUUUAACGCGUACCUCAUGCCCCGCUGCAGCAUCACUGACGGGGCGUCCCAGGUCACGGGUCUCACGGUCUCCGGCCAAUCACUGCUCUUCCACCGGCGUCCCGUCCCCACCGUCCCACACGCACGCGCCCUCGCCGACUUCAUCUCGUUCCUCAGGACCUUCAACGGGCCCUUCCUGGUGGGCCACAACAGCCGGCGCUUCGACUGGCCGAUCCUGCGGCGGGUCCUGGAGGAGUUCGCCCUGCUGGAGGAGUUCCGGCGCGUGGUGUCGGGCUGCGUGGACACGCUGACGCUGAGCAGAGACAUGUUCCAGCUGCAGAAAUACUCCCAGCCCUUCCUCGUGGAGCGCUUCCUGGGGGAGACGUACGGCGCGCACGACGCCGCGGAGGACGCCAGGACCCUGCAGGAGCUGUACCGCGUGUGGAAGCCCUGCGAGAGCCUCGUGAGGAAGCACACCACCACACUCAGAUGAUGCAACACUCACCGGUUAUACA